AUGGACAUCAGCAUAAUUCAAACAUAUGCACCCACUACUAAGAGCAGUGACGAAGACAUAGACAGAUUUUAUGCCCAGUUAGAUCAGGCAUACUCGCAGUGCAAAUCCCAGGAUAUCAUCAUUGUUAUGGGGGAUUUCAAUGCUAAAGCUGGUAACGAGAGGGUAGACAACAUCGUGGGUCCUCAUGGACUAGGAAGCCGAGCAGACUGUUACAGCGAUCAUGUUCCAGUGAUGGGCCGAUUUAGGGCCAAGAUGAGAACACUAAAGAAACCUACCCUAAGGGAACAACUAGAUAUAUCAUUACUCCAGAAAAAUAACACUAUAAAGGAGAAGUAUGCUGUAGAGGUAAAGAACAGGUUCAGUGCUUUAGAGGAUCUUAAUUCCAUCGAGGAUCAUUGGAAGGGCUUGGAGGUUUCGAUCAUGGAUGCAGCAAACGAAGUGCUACCAAGGAUUCUGGAGAGGUGGUCAGAAUACUUGAUUGAACUCUUCGAUGAUGAGAGGAACACGGAACGUACUAUCGACUUAGAAAUGAGUGGUCCACCCAUUAUGGAAGAUGAAGUAAGGAAUGCUGUAAGAAAAAUGAAAAAAGGUAAAGCUCCAGGGCCUGAUAACAUCACUCUAGAAAUGAUACUAGCCCUAGAUGAAUAUGGCAUCAACUUACUGACAUCUCUGUUGAACAAGAUCUAUGACACAGGUAUGAUGCCACUAGACCUUUUAAAGUCUGUCUUCAUCGCUCUACCCAAAAAGCCAGGAGCAACAGAAUGUGAAAACCAUCGGACCAUAAGCCUGAUAAGUCAAGUGACAAAAAUACUCCUGAAGAUUAUCACCAAUAGAGUCAGGAAUAAAAUUAAGCCAGAGAUUACUGAAGGACAAUGCGAUUAUACUAAAGCAUUCGACAAAGUAAGACACGAUGAAAUCAUUAACAUCCUAGAGCAACUGCACAUAGACGGAAAAAACCACCGUAUCAUCAAGAACAUAUAUUGGGAACAGAUAGCAGCUAUGAGGGUCGACAACGAGAUCGGAGAGUGUCUUAUCACCUGA
Penaeus indicus is the source of this 1041-nucleotide messenger RNA. RefSeq lists its product as uncharacterized. The transcript is spliced from 4 exons. NCBI's taxonomy places the organism in Eukaryota, Metazoa, Arthropoda, Malacostraca, Decapoda, Penaeidae. The record is from RefSeq and is a predicted model, not a curated record. The coding region runs from base 1 to 1041 and encodes 346 amino acids.